UGUGUACGAUAUGUAUGUGUGAGUGCAGACAUGCCCUGCUAUAGUGUGUGUGUGUGUGUGUCGGAGGACAUCCUUCAGAAAUCAGGUCUUUCCUUCUACUUUGGGAUCCAGGGAUCAAACUCAGGUUGUCAGGCAAGUGCUUCAGAAGGAAAGAUGACUGAGCCAUCUUUCUGGUCCUUAUUUUAUUUUUAAAAUUAGCUUACAAGGCAUUGGGUUCCUUAUGGACUGUUUCUAUAUAAACAGAUACAUGUUCGUUUUGCUUGACUCUGCUCCUCACUUGCUUUCCUUUCAUCUCUCUGCUCCCCAUUCUCACCCUUCCACCCCACUUAUCCAUUUCUCUAUCCAUAUCACACCUUCUAUUACCUCCUUCACCCUUGUCCCUUGUGGGGCCCAUGUCUCUUUUAUGGGUCCCUUUCUAGUUGUCUGGCCUCUACACACACUCCAACGUAAAUACACAUAUGUAAAAAUUAGAAGUGGGGAUCCACAUAUGAGAGAGGCUGUGUGGGGCUUGUCUGUCUCAACCCCAGUCUCCUCACUCCACACAGUCCCUUCCAGUCCCAUUCCUUUCCCUGCAAAGUCUAUACUUUGCUUUUUCUUCAUGGCUGAAUAAUAUUCCACUAUAUAUCCUGUACUCCCUUUUUAUCGCUCCGGUGGCCCAGGCAUAGAUGAACACCUGUGGAAGUACAGGUGACAGAUGGACAGAUUGGGCUCCCCAGGGGAAGACAAGCAGGGAGGACAGAAACCAAAUGUCAUACGCAAGGCCACUCCCAGUUUAUGAGAUCUGGGGCAAAGACUCUUUGAAGUGGUAAUAAAAUUUAGCCUGCUAGGAAAUGACGAUGGCUGAGAGUCCUGACUUAGCAAACGCAAUUGAACAAUUUUUUUUUUUCUUUUACAAGGAAAGACAUUCUGAUGGAUAGCAAAAAUGACAUUCUAAUGAGAUAGGCUUUCGGGGACUGGAGAGGGCUUUCCCAAGAGCUAAAGACCUGGAACACGCCACCACCCCAUCCAUGGAGAGUGUAUAUAAGCACUGCAGGGAGGCUGGGAGAGUCCACAGCCUGAGCUCCUGCCUAAGCUGCCACCUUCUUCGCUAGCGUCAUGGCCACCCAGAUCUGCACCCCGACCUUCUCCGCCGGGUCUGCCAGGGGCCUCUGUGGCACCACCAGCAGCUUCUCUCGGAUGUCUUCCAUCCAUUCCAUGGGCUCCUGCAGGGCCCCCAGUUUGGUUGGCACUGUGGGGCCCAUGUCCUCCUUCAGGACAGGCUUCUCCGGCCUUGGGGGCUGCUUGCCGGGCCCCUAUCUGUCCUCUGGGUGCCAUUCCUCUGGCUUCGCCGGCAGCGGGGGCUGGUUCUGCGAGGGCAGCUUCAAUGGCAACGAGAAGGCGACCAUGCAGGUCUUGAAUGACCGACUGGCCAACUAUCUGGAGAAGGUGCGGCAGCUGGAGCAGGACAAUGCGCAGCUGGAGUGCCGCAUCCGGGAAUGGUACGAGUGUCAGGUCCCAUACAUCUGCCCGGACUACCAGUCCUACUUUAAGACCGCCGAAGACUUGCAGCAGAAGAUCUUACUGACCAAGUCUGAGAACGCCAGGCUUGUGUUGCAAAUUGAUAAUGCCAAGCUGGCUGCUGAUGACUUCCGGACCAAGUAUGAGACGGAGCUGUCCCUGAGGCAGCUGGUGGAGGCAGACAUCAACGGCCUGCGCCGGAUCUUGGAUGAGUUGACUCUGUGUAGGGCUGACCUGGAAGCUCAGGUGGAGUCCCUGAAGGAGGAGCUGCUCUGUCUCAAGAAGAACCAUGAAGAGGAAGUCAACACACUCCGUUCCCAGCUUGGGGACCGACUGAACGUGGAGGUGGAUGCUGCCCCUCCAGUGGAUCUCAACAAGAUACUGGAUGACAUGAGAUGCCAGUAUGAGACCCUGGUGGAGAAUAACCGCAGAGAUGUGGAGGCUUGGUUCAACACUCAGACCGAGGAGCUGAACCAGCAGGUGCUGUCCAGCUCCGAGCAGCUGCAGUGCUGCCAGACAGAGAUCAUCGAGCUGAGACGCACCGUCAACGCCCUGGAGAUCGAGCUGCAGGCCCAGCAGAGCAUGCGGAAUUCUCUGGAAUCUACCCUGGCCGAGACAGAGGCCCGCUAUGGCUCCCAGCUGGCUCAGAUGCAGUGUCUGAUCACCAACGUGGAGUCCCAGCUGGCUGAGAUUCGCUGUGACCUGGAGCGGCAGAACCAUGAGUAUCAGGUGUUAUUGGAUGUCAAGGCCCGGCUGGAGUCAGAGAUUGCCACCUACCGCUGUUUGCUGGAGGGCGAGGACUGCAAGCUUCCUGCCCACCCUUGUUCCACGGAAUGCAAGCCUGCUGUAAGAGUUCCUUACACCCCCUCUACACCCUGCACCCCGGCUGGACCCUGCACCCCAGCUCCUCAGGUCAGCACCCAGAUCCGUACCAUCACCGAGGAGAUCAGAGAUGGAAGAGUUGUCUCCUCCAGGGAGCACGUGGUGCCCCGUGCACUGUGACCAGCCACAAGUGAGGCCUAGGCCACAGGAAGGAGGACGCCUUGUGGCUUUUGGCAGCUAAAUGAUUUUGCACCUCCCUAGGGCCCUCCUUGCUUAGCAGGUUUUUCUACUAAAAUUCAUCUAUUGUUUCUGGUCUUAACUGUGCUUUUUACGCCAUGCAAACCAGGUUCCCCUGGAAACAUACCCAAUAAAGUGUUCUCUUGGCAUAGCAAA
Messenger RNA from Peromyscus leucopus (white-footed mouse), 2712 nucleotides. RefSeq names its product keratin, type I cuticular Ha6. The transcript has 7 exons. The record is from RefSeq and is a predicted model, not a curated record. Gene Ontology annotation, molecular function: structural molecule activity. The coding region runs from base 1096 to 2499 and encodes 467 amino acids. NCBI's taxonomy places the organism in Eukaryota, Metazoa, Chordata, Mammalia, Rodentia, Cricetidae.